GGCUUGGGUGCUCAACUCUCCUCCUCCCCGGUGAGGAUCCGCCCCAGGGCAAGCACAGCCAUCACAGGCCCCAAGGGAGACAAGGCAGCUUGACAGACUGCAUCUCCCUCUGCCACGGGCCCCAGGGCGCUGCGAUUUCACACUCGGGCGGCCCCUGCGCCGCCACCGCCAUGCGGGAGCCGGAGUCCCGCUCCCGCUCCGCCAUGGCCUCGUCAGCGAAAGCUGCUGCUCCCUCCUCCUGCCUCUCCUCCCAGUGCUUCGACCUCCUGACAAAGUCCUGCGUGGAGUGCUCUGAAUUGUUCAAGGACAACACAACAGAGCCUACCCACACAGUGCCCACCUCUACUUCGGUGCCCACCCUCCCCUCGGUGGACGUGCCCAACACUGUCCUGGUCAUCGGGGUCCCAGUGACAGUGGUGAUCAUCCUGGCUCUGGCUGCUCUCUGGCUCUUCCUGGCCUGCAAGGUACAGAAGCGCAGGAGGAAGAGGAAGGCAAUGGACAAGGAGGCCAAAGGAAACACAGAUGCCACCAGCCCUCUGCCUGGUCCAAGCUACCAGGACCCUGACGUGGUGGAGGGAGAUACCACCCUGACCCCAGCUGCAUAUCCACAUCUCAAUGAAGGCCUGAAGAUGAUGGGGCCACCCAGAAAAGCCCCGGCAAAGCGGAGCCCAUGCUGCCAGGGCGAUGCCAACGGCGACGUCGUCCUGCUCUCCACUGUGUACCCCCGGCACGAGGAGUGCAGCCACAGCUUCCCACUGCCUGCCACUGAGCUCGGGGCCACAGUCCUGGUCACCACCAAAACCACCCAGAACUUUGCCUAA
This is a messenger RNA of Dryobates pubescens (Downy woodpecker), 821 nucleotides long. RefSeq names its product TNF receptor superfamily member 13C (gene TNFRSF13C). NCBI's taxonomy places the organism in Eukaryota, Metazoa, Chordata, Aves, Piciformes, Picidae. Gene Ontology annotation, molecular function: signaling receptor activity. The coding region runs from base 171 to 821 and encodes 216 amino acids. Gene Ontology annotation, biological process: positive regulation of T cell proliferation; tumor necrosis factor-mediated signaling pathway; B cell costimulation. Gene Ontology annotation, cellular component: external side of plasma membrane. The record is from RefSeq and is a predicted model, not a curated record. The transcript is spliced from 3 exons.